Plectropomus leopardus (leopard coralgrouper) is the source of this 1017-nucleotide messenger RNA. NCBI's taxonomy places the organism in Eukaryota, Metazoa, Chordata, Actinopteri, Perciformes, Serranidae. The record is from RefSeq and is a predicted model, not a curated record.
UCUCUGGGCCUGGCUCUGGUUCACGCUCACACUCGACUCGCAGCUGAGCACCCGGGUCAGAAUCGCUCGGUGGAGGGGCCCGUGGCGAACAGGCUGGACUCUGGCGGCAGCACGUGGCCCCUGAAGCUCAACAGUAUGGACCUGGAGCAGGUCAUAACUCUCGGUCUCGCGCUGCUGCUGGCCGUGAAGUACGUCUUCUUCGAGCAGACGGAGACAGAGUCCUCGCUGUCCCUCAUGAGUCCCAUCAUCAGCUCUCCUCAGCCCAGAUUAUCAGACGACUGCUGCAGGAGGGACUUCCCGGCCCCGAAAGCCCACGCAACCGUCAACGGCCCCUUAGCAACCAGCCCUGCCUCACCAGCUGUCUCGGACUCUCACCUGUCCCCCGAGGUGGACACGGCGUGCCGACAGAAAGCGGAGACAUCUCAGCGUCCAGCAGUGGACAGCGGCCCCUGUGUUUCAUGUUUUGGGAACUUUCUCGCUCCGACACCUCAAUGUGACUUAAAUUCAGAGGUCCGGCCGCUGGAGGAGUGCAUGGCCGUCCUCUCAGAUCCUCAGAGGGGGGCUCGUUUUCUGACUGAUAGAGAGGUGAUGAGUCUGGUGACCUCCCGAAAUAUCCUGAACUAUAAACUGGAGGCCGUCCUGGAGACCCCAGAGAGGGGCGUGGCCAUCAGGAGGGAGAUGUUGUCACCCAAACUGCCCGUUGUCUCUGCUUUAGCUUCUCUGCCUUAUAAAGACUACGACUAUUCAAAGGUGAUGGGCACCUGCUGUGAGAACGUCAUCGGCUACAUGCCGGUGCCGGUGGGAGCGGCCGGUCCUCUUCUGUUGGACGAGAAGACGUUUUACGUUCCUCUGGCGACCACAGAGGGCUGCCUGGUGGCGAGCACCAACAGAGGCUGCCGAGCGCUUUCUGUAAGUGAGGAAGUCUUUUCACUUUGAUUCUGUGUGAGGCUACAAGAAGCGUUUAUUUUAUUUUUAUGCUGUUAAUCUUUUAAUCUGGGAAGCACUUUGUUUUUAGGU